This is a messenger RNA of Anguilla anguilla (European eel), 3869 nucleotides long. Its product is annotated as titin-like. Gene Ontology annotation, molecular function: transmembrane signaling receptor activity. The record is from RefSeq and is a predicted model, not a curated record. NCBI's taxonomy places the organism in Eukaryota, Metazoa, Chordata, Actinopteri, Anguilliformes, Anguillidae. Gene Ontology annotation, biological process: cell surface receptor signaling pathway. The transcript has 8 exons. The coding region runs from base 101 to 1771 and encodes 556 amino acids.
CUGUUUACAGUGGGUUCAAGUGCAUUGUCGCCUGUCACUCAUUCACUUGCUCACCCACUCACUCAGUCUUCUGGUCGAAACUCAUCAGUCACUCAUCAGUAUGAAAAUACUUUUUUUCAUUUUGACAGCAUUCUUUGCCUUGGCGAGGAGUCAACAGAACCCAACUGUGACCAUGUAUCCUGAGUUCAAACAGGUGUUUUCUGGGGAUACAUUAGUGCUGACCUGCUCAGGGUCAGGCCAGCUGAAAUGGCUCUUCAAUAACAACCCCAAUAAAGACCAAACGCGUGAAACCUGGACCAUUAAUGUCAUCUCCAAAAAUGAUUCUGGCUCAUAUCAGUGUGAGAGGAAUGGCGAAAAAAGUGCUCCUAAAGAUGUCACAGUUUUGGAUGAUCUACCUGUUGCCUCUCUCUCCAUAAAGUCUGGUAGGGCAGUGAUUAAUAGGGGGGACUCGGUGGUUUUGGAGCUCCACGUCGACACAGGGCUGCUGAACUGGCACUGUCGAGUAUACAAGGGGGGGAGGGUGAAGAAGAUUGGUUUUAAUAAAACUCUGAUGACUUCUGAUAAAAAGGAUGUGCAGUUUCAUCCAAAAACCCUAGAGGACAAUGAAUCCCCAGCCAUCUUCUGGUGUCAACAUAAGACAGAAAUGAAAAGGAGCAACCCUAUUACUAUCAAGACCACAGAACGGAUGGUAAUGUUGGAGACCCCUCCUGAGCCUGCAAUUCUGGGGAAACAGCUGACUAUAUGGUGCCGUGUAUGGGGAGAACCCGACAUAAGUAACAGUUUUUUCCUUAAAAAUAACAAGGAAAGACUAGAUGCAAUCAACUCUUCUCUCACCAUUCAAAAUGUAAAAAUUGAGGAUCAGGGAAAUUAUUCAUGCACAGCAACCUAUAAAUUCAAGAAAAAUACCAGCAACAUCCCAAAUACUGUCACCUCUGACCCUCAGGAACUCCUUGUCAGCUCUGCACAACCUCCGGAGGCAGUCUUCAUAGAAAGUGGAACCAAUUUGAAGUGUUCCUGUCCAAAAUGCUCUAAGCCACACAGCUACCGGUGGUACAAACAGAAGCAAGGGCAAAUGGAAAUUGUAGACCAGGAAGUCAUCGAUUUCUCUCCCAGUGAAGUGGGGUCUUACUGGUGUAAAGCAGUAUGGAUUGAUAGAGUCUCAGCACCAAGUGCGCAAUUUAGUGUGAAGUUGGUUCCCUCAGGUCAUGCCCCUGUGAUGCUGAUCGUGAUAUUAUUUGUCUGCGUCAUUCUUAUGGUUUCAUGUUGUGUAAUUGCAGUAUUUUAUAUGAAGAAAAGACGGUCAAGUGCUGCCUUCCGGGAGGACGGAGGGUAUGAGGAAGUCGGACAGAGGAAAGCAACAGACAACAUCAUGAUGCAAGAGAAAAAGAAAGAGGGUGAAUAUGAGGCCCUGAAACAAUCUGAGAAAGAGGGGGAGUACCACACUUUAGGGGCCGAGGGGGGGAAAGGAACAGAAGCUGGUUAUGAGGCUCUGAAGAGAUCCAAAAUGGACGAGAAAGAGGGGGAGUACCAGACUUUAGGGGCCGAGGGGGGGAAAGGAGCAGAGGGUGGUUAUGAGGCUCUGAAGAGAGCCAAAAUGGAUGAGAAAGAGGGGGAGUACCAGACUUUAGGGGCCGAGGGGGGGAAAGGAGCAGAGGGUGGUUAUGAGGCUCUGAAGAGAGCCAAAAUGGACGAGAAAGAGGGGGAGUACCAGACUUUAGGGGCCGAGGGGGGGAAAGGUGGAGAAGAGAUCUUAAAGAAAAAUAAUGAUUAAGACAUAAGAAGCUGGAUACGGAGAUGUAGGAGAAGGAGGAAGAAUAAACAGACAAGUGAGGAGAAAAGGAAGUAAACCUAAAAUAUUUUUAAAAAAAACUAGCAGUCAAAAUGAGAACUCACAUAGUCAAAAUGAUAAAAUGUGUUGCUAAAAAAAAUGUUUCUUAGUUGGCCUGUCAAAAAGUAAUUCCCUCUUUCAAUACAGUAAAUGUAUAAUUUACCAUUUUUGCACAGUCCAUAAUUCCAGUGUAUAUCUUCAGGUACUGCUUUAGGAGUUUCAAAAUACUUUAGUUGUAGUGUAGUGUCUGCUCCAGCCCUUGGCAUUUGGAAUUUUAUGUGCAGGCCCAAAAACUGAAUUUUAGCUUCCUGCAACUCAAACAGAGUGCAUAUGAGUCCAACUGGGACCAAAUGUACUCAGUAAGAUUUAACAUUUAACAUAGAUUUAACAUUGAAUAUUUUACUGUAUAUAUAAACAAGAUAGAACUGUUAGUACAACAAGAAUAUUAGUAGCCCUGUCAUCAUUUGCUCCUUGGAUUAGAGGCUGCAUUCUAAGGCUCAUAUGUCAUUUAAAAUUUUCAUAAAAAGGCAUUUGUAAAAGUUAGGAACCAUGAUUUCUUGAUUGCACUCAAGAAAUAUAGAUGAUGUUGAUGGUGUAGAAACAGGAACAUUUGAUUUAAUGUUAUCGCAGAACAGCAGUCAAAAACCAUUAUUAUUAUUAUUAUUAUUAUUAUUAUUAUUCAACUGGCACCCUGGUUCAGGGUGACUUUAAACCUUUUAUUAUUUACUGUAUUGUAAAGUCAAUUUAUUAUGCAAAAUUGAAAUAAAGUAUUAUGAUAACAGUAUGAAACAAUUAACCCAAUACAAAACUAUGCAUUAUACUGAAACAGUGCAGAAAUAUGGAUUAAAGGAAGACAAAAUAAACGCUUGUUGUCUUUGGGGGGCAUUAUAAACAGUUAUGAUUCAGCACAUUCAAGCAUUGAGAAGCUAAAAAAUAAAUAAAUCUGCAAAUUUAACAGGAAUGAAAUGCAACAGGUUUUUCACCACUAGGGGGCUAUCUCAGAGGGCCAAAUUCUAUACACUAUACAUGGGCUACACGUAAAAAUACAGUUCAAAUCUGAUUUCAUUGAUAUCCCUAAUAUUACAGGGAAAAACAUGUUAACAAUUUGAUAUCUUCAGCACAGCUGAAGGCAAGUACAAUAACCAGGGUAUUAUGACAGAAAUAACAGGAGAGAGUCUAGUCAUGUGAACUGAGUGAGCAACAGCAGGGAAUGGGGAACACAGAACCAAUUUGGCUGGUGUAUUUUAAUUUUAAUACACGUGAAUGGAUGUGGAAUAUGAGAGAACAUUAUAUAUAUGUAUUUUUAAAUUUUUUUGCAUAACAUGACAUAAGAACCACAUUUUCUAACAUGAUAUAUUCUGUAUGUUUGUUUGGUUUUUUUUUUUGUUUUGUUUUGUUUUGUUUUUUUUUUUUUGCUUUUUUGUUUUUGGUAACUUACUAACCAAUAUCCAUAGUUUUGAUUCAAAUGUGUGUUCCAUUUGCAGUCCACUUCAAUAUAUCAGCGGCAGCUUUGAAACCAUAUAUAUUUAUUUCCUUCUUUCGUGUUUAAUUUUUUUUACUGUGAUAAAAAGAAAAUAAUAUUUUAAAACAUUUUGUGCCAAGAACUGCUUCGCCAUGAAUGCUGAUAUUUGGUCUAAAAAGCCAUUAAUUGUAUAACGGUUUAUACAGAAUCUAAAUAGCAGAUAUUCAGGCCCCAGUAUCAGUAACUAAGUUAUAUGACAGCAAAUACGCAAGUUUUCGUCCACUGUAAUGUCAUACUUGAGAGUCAGCGUUAUUAUACAAUUCAGUGGAAUUUAUGGAGUGAAUCCAUUACAGGGCAUUGUGAGUUCAUUGUGAGAUUCUAGUAUCAAUGAUGAGUGUUUCAAGCCGAUAUAACAGUUAGCAAGGUGUCAUUAUACAAGCAGUAUACAAGGAAGCAAAAGCAAGCAAACUAGAAACCUUUUUCAUUACAGGGACUGUAAAACAUAUUGUAUAACGGUAUAACAUUUAUUUUUAGUCCCUUUCUAUGACCAAAAAUGUUUAUGCUAAUAGUUUAACCAUA